Trichomonas vaginalis G3 is the source of this 423-nucleotide messenger RNA. RefSeq names its product organellar and viral DNA polymerase type B. The annotation marks the transcript as partial. The record is from RefSeq and is a predicted model, not a curated record. Lineage: Eukaryota; Parabasalia; Trichomonadida; Trichomonadidae. The transcript has a single exon.
AUGUAUCGGAAGUUGUCUAAGUUAGAACACUCGGAAAUAAAACAACUUCUUACAGAAGCUAAUAUAGAUGUUGCAAAGCAUUACGCAACAAACAAAAAAGCACUCGCUGACAUCCUCAAUGACUAUAAUGGUGCAAUAAGUUAUGAUAGAAUUCAUGAGUUCAUAAAGCCGCAACGCGGCGAGGACGAAGUCCAUGCAAGAGCAUUUCCUUUAAAUGACGUUGCUAUUGACUUAUAUCAUAGACGUUCAGUACCUCAUGAAGUAAGAAGAGAAAUGUUUGACAUAACAAAUGCAAACGUUGGUGAAACAAGAAGAAGAGACGACACACUGAAACAACAGAGAAGAGAGAUGUUUAAGAGCGCUAUAGAACAAGUUCGCAAAGCUAACGAUGUCAUUCGUUCCAUUGACGACAAACCAAAAGAA